UAAACACAGACAAAAACAACUUUGAAAAAGGCAAAGAGGACAAAUUCACCAUAGAAGCGCCGAACUCGGGCAAAGUGAGGAAAAUCGCUAUCGGCCAUAAUAACAAAGGCUCUUCAGCGGGAUGGUUUGCAGAAAAGGCGUGCGGGCCGGCUGGUUCUUGGACAGCGUUCGGAUCCUGGUCCCGCUGAACGGGAAGGACUACACGUUCCCGUGCCAUCGCUGGCUGGCCAAGGGGGAAGCGGACGGGAAGACGGAGGUGGAGAUUUACCCCAGCGAGAUCCUGGACACGCGCCGACUGAUCAACUACGAAAUAACAGUCGUGACCGCAGAUGAGACGUUUGCCGGCACCAAGGCCAAAGUUUUCGUCCAGAUCUACGGCGACAAAGGGAAGACGGAGGUCAUCAAGCUAGAAAGCCGCUCCAGAAACUUUGAGAGGAGUUCAACGGACGUAUUCAAGGUCGAGGCCAAGGACGUGGGAAAGGUAUUCAAGAUCCGUAUCGGCCACGACGGCUCGGGCAUUGGAUCCGGCCGGUUCCUGGAGAGGGCGGAGGUCAAGCACGUCACGACGGAGGACAAGAAGAAGAAAAAGAAGAAUGACGAGGAAGGCGCGGAGGAGAUGCAGGAAGCGGUGGUGACGUAUGGUUUCCCCUGCUCACGGUGGCUGGCCCGCGGCGAGGAAGACGGCGAGCUGCAGGUGGAGCUGCUGCCUGACGGAGCAGAAGACCUCCACGUCAACACCUACGAAGUGUGCGUCUUGACGGCCGGCGCGCCGGGAGCCGGGAGCGACGCCGACGCCUUCAUUAAUAUUUACGGCGAGUACGGAGACACCGGAGAGCGCUACCCCGGGAACUCCGACAACCUCAACAAAUUGGAACGAGGCGAGGAGGACGUUUUCAUCGUGACAGCUGUAGAUUUGGGUCCCCUGAAGAAGCUUCGGAUCCGUCACGACGACUCGCCGUCGUAUUCAUCGUGGUGUCUGGAUGGUGUGGAGAUAGUGGACACAAAGGAUGACACGACGUGCUACUUUCCGUGUAACCGCUGGCUGGCCGUGGAUGAGGACGACGGGCAGAUAGCGAGGGAGCUGGUUCCUGUGGAUGAGGCCUUCGUGAAGAAAGAUGAGGAUGAAGAGGGAGGCGGCGUCACUCUGGGGCUUGAGCAGAAAGCCAUGUCCACUACGUAUACAAUUAAACUAAAAACUGGAGAAAAGAAGUACGCUGGAACCGAUGCUAACGUCUUUGCGAUAUUAUUUGGAGAGAACGAUGACACAGGUAAGGAAAAAAAAACCAUCAGAGCCCAGCGUGUUCAUUUGAAAUUCACGUCACACACUGGUAUCAUCAACCUGAAGGCCUGCGAGAACUACAAGAACAAGUUUGAGCAGGGCGCAGUCAACGAGUUCACCGUGGAGGCGGUGGACCUGGGCGAGCUGGAAAAGCUUCGAAUCGGUCACGACAACUCCGGCGGCUCACCCGGUUGGUUCUUGGACUGGGCGGAGAUCGACGCCCCCUCGCGGGGUCUGAGGCUACGCUUCCCAUGCGGCCGCUGGUUGGACAGAGGAGAGGACGACGGUGCCAUCGUGAGAGAUCUCCAUCCUGCCGAGUUGCAGACUGAGCUGUACACGCCAUUCGCGCCCUACGAGCUGAAGGUCUACACCGGCGACGUGUCGGGCGCUGGCACCGAUGCGGAUGUGUUUGUGGUUCUGUACGGCCAGAAAGGGAUCUGCACUCUGCAGAAGGGUUUGUGUGUCAACAAGAGGGAGAGGCGGCUGCACUUUGGGAGGGGAGCCGAGGACGUGUUCAUCGUGGAGAUGGAACUGGAGCCUUAG
Molecule: messenger RNA, 1822 nt
Organism: Syngnathoides biaculeatus (alligator pipefish)
Lineage: Eukaryota; Metazoa; Chordata; Actinopteri; Syngnathiformes; Syngnathidae
Product: lipoxygenase homology domain-containing protein 1-like
Exons: 11
Coding region: 122-1822 (566 amino acids)
Molecular function (GO): protein binding
Source: RefSeq, a predicted model, not a curated record